Molecule: messenger RNA, 1176 nt
Organism: Pseudo-nitzschia multistriata
Lineage: Eukaryota; Bacillariophyta; Bacillariophyceae; Bacillariales; Bacillariaceae
Source: the annotation of a GenBank genome assembly
CCCCAACGAAGAGGUUGUGAGGUUCGGUUCGUGUAGUACUGUACUUAGAUAUGAGUCAGUGAUUUUGACGAGCACGUACGUUGGUAGGUACUACCACUCUCUACUCUCGAGCUCCUACUCGUGAAAAUCGCUGUUGGGAGCGACAUUUAAUCAUUGCAUUGCCAACAAUUCCAUAAAAGCAUUCGGAAACAGAAUCCAGAAUCAAGAACAUGAAGCAAUCAGGAAUUUUCACCAGGCUCUUAGUUCUUGCUGCCGCAUCUGGCGCCGCAAAUGCCUUCGCUCCACAAUCCUACUCGACGGCAUCGAAGACCCUCUCGAGCGCUCCCACCACCGCCUCGUCGUCGUCGUCGUCGUCGUCGUCGCUGAACGUGUUCAACCCGUUUGCCAAGAAAGAAGCAGCCCCUGCCGUCGUGGAAGUGGUGAGGGAAGAGCCCGUUCCCGGACCGCUGGAAACCCAAAACUAUGUUGCCGGAGCCGUCUGGAUCACGCUCAUUGCCUUUGCGUUCGGAGCCGCGCCCGGRGAACUUAAUUCGGCCGCCGACCAGGAAAUGGUCACCACCCUCGUAACGCAGCCCAGCCCCCGGCCGGAGCAGAUCAACGAAUUGUGGUUUGCCAUCUGGAACUGCUUCGCCGUGGUCCCGGCGCUCCUCGCGGCGCUCGAAGCCCCCGUCGGACGCGGCCAGCGCCUCCCCGCGGCUCCCUUCCUGUGGGGAUCCGCGGCCUUUGGCUACUUUUCGCUYGGUCCGUACUUUGCGACGAGAACCAUGCGAACGGAGCCCGCCGACACCGAAGACCUCGGCUGGGCCUCCCGGAACAUUUUCGAGAACCGGCUGUUCGGCGUGGCGCUUUCCGCACUCGCCCUGUCGAUUCCGUUCAGCUCCGACCUGCUGGGGUGCGACGUUUCCGCUACCAUUGGUGGAUUCAUCGAGCUCGCAUCUACCUCUAGGUUUGUAUCGGUUGCCUCUGCAGACAUCGUCAUCAUGUCUCUUUUGGCCGCGGUGUUGGUGUCCGAAGACGCAAAGCGAAGAGGAUGGGAAGACAGAUCCGUUCCGUUGCUUGCAGCAUCGAUCCUUCUACCCGUGAUCACCCCCUGCCUGUAUCUCGCCGCGAGACCAUCUCUCGAGGAAUAAAGCGACUGCCAGCGAUCAAUGGAGACGAUAAAAGCAGAGCCGUGAA